CACAAUCGCUUUAUUACAGAAGGCAGGGAGAGAGAGCCAGAGGUGUUGUUUGUAGGCGAUUCUCUUAUUCAGAGAUUGGCACAAACAAAUGUAUGGGAGAGUAUGUUUGAGCCUCUACACUGUCUGAACUUUGGGAUCAGAGGCGACCAGACUCAGAAUAUCUUGUGGAGGUUGAUGAAUGGAGAGCUGGACACACUAGAAGCCAAAGUAGUGGUUGUUCUUGCUGGCACAAACAACUACACUAACACAGCAGAGGAAGUGACGGACGGGAUCAUGGAAAUCGUCAACGUCAUACAGAACAAACAGAAUAGCACACAAAUAAUUGUCAUGGGAUUACCACCCAGGGGAGAAAAACCAAACAAAUUACGAGAGAAAAAUGCAGAAAUAAAUUUUAAUUUGUCACAAAAAAUUGAAAACAUGCCUAAUGUUAGUUUCCUGAAUGUAGAAGCAUCCAUGUUUGUCCGAGAAAAUGGUCUCAUCAGCCAUACCGACAUGUAUGAUUAUCUUCAUCUUACGAACGCAGGUUAUCAAAAACUAUGUGAACCGUUACUAGAGGAAAUUCAGAACUUACUGCAAGUGUUCAUGAAAGUAGAGAACACAUCAAUGACAAUAUCUACAACAGCAUCGGAUGUUGAUGAAGAAGAUAGCUAAACCAAGACUGUUGUGAUACUCAGACAACUGUUAUAUACAUAGGUGGAUGAUAAUAGAGGGCUUAUCAAGCUUUUGUUAUUGUUGUGGCUUAAAAAUCUACUCUGUGCAAAAAAAUGUCCCAAAAGUCCAGAUUAAUUUUAUGCAUACUUUUAAAUUAAUAUACAAUGUACAUAAAAUUUUUUCAAGGAAUAUCUAAUUUGAAAAUGAUUGUUGAUGCAUAUUUUUGAUAUGAACCAUGAGGUACCAUAGCAAAGUUUAAUGUUUAUAUUUAUUUUUUGCAUUGUACAAGGUAUACUUCAUGGAAUUUUUUUAAUAGACUUUCUUCUGAUAUUUAGCUUUUAGGCAUUCACAUGCAAUAUGGUAUUAUUACCAUAAAUAAGAUAUAAAAAAUUUAAUAAGAAGCUCAUGUAAAUGAACUCUUGCAAGUUACAUCUUUUGCUGAUAUUUUUUCUUUCCUCUUUGAGUGAUAUUUUUUUUCCGCUUUGAGAGAUUUUAUCUAGAAUAUGUACAGUAAAACUCGGUUAUAGCGAAGUCCUGGGGACCUGUGAAUUUAAUUUGCUAUGUCCGUAAUUCGUUAUAACCAUUUAACGAAUUCGUAUGACCAUUACAGCGAAUUCGCAAUAUGCAUGCUUUCCUUCAAGUAUUACUACCAAAUAUGUUAGGGAAGCAAAUAUUACAAAACAUAUCUUCGAUAACUAAGGUUUUAUUAUGAAUUGAAUUUUAUAUUCAAAUGCUAAAAGGAAGUAAGGCUAGAUUAAUUUUAUCAUUUUUUUAUAAUCUUCGAGAGUUCGUUAUAAAAGAUGGAAAUUUCAUUAUAUCUAACUUCAAUGGGACUCAAAAUGAGUUCACUAUAUCCGUAAAUUCAUUAUAUCAGAGUUCGUUAUAACCGUAAAAUUUUACAAAGAUUUGUUUAGAAUUUUGCCGGGGACCCAGAAAAACUUCGCUAUAUCCGUGAAUUCGCUAUAUCCGUGUUCGUACUAAACGAGUUUUACUGUACUGUUAUUCUGUUAAAUCCAAAUAUUCCAAAUUUUUCAGCUUUAUGAUUAUCUAUUGAGAAACGUUUGUGAAUUACAUGUAAUAUAAAUGUUACAGUUUGUCAGCAUUAUGUACCUGUGCAAUACUAUAAGCUAUACAUUACAUGACAUUCAUUGUGGAUGGCUGGUCAAUCCUUUCUAUUCCAAUCGACAUGGGUUCCAAACCCGUCUGAGAUAUUAUUUUUGAAUUGAUGCCACUUGAUUGGGUGUUUUUUUAUGUGUAUAUAGGAAACAGUGUAAAGAUAUUAAAAUUUUCCUUUAUAAAGACAAGGUUACUAUAUUUGAAUCAUGUACAUUGUAACUUAUAUAUCUGAAAAUGGCAUUAUAAGAAAUGAAGGUAAACUGGGUCACUGUUUCAUUUUAUCGUGUCUACAAUAAUUGCCGUUUAUGCUAAAUGUUGUUUUGAAAGGGAAUAUAUAUUUUAUCGGACAGUAGAAUUUUGAAAUCAUUCGUGUGAAUGGCUCUCCGUAUAAAUCUUUGUGGCUGGGCCUUAUUGACUAACAUUCCAGACGAAGUGCAAUAAAUUCUAAGUUCAAUAACAUGAAUAAAGUCAGGUGUGCAAUAUAUUCUAGGUUUGAUGAUGUCAGAAGUUUGGUUGUUUCAUAUUUUAUCACUGUGUUAUGUUAAUAUGUGUUAUAAAAAUGGCUUCUGAAUGACUUGUUAUGAAUUUUGUUUAAAAAUUUUUUUUAUUUUUAUGAUCUCAGCCGAUUAUUUUUUUUCUUAAUUGUUUAUUUGCUUUUUUUCUGGUGCAUGGGAAAAAAAUUCUUCCAAAUGGCAUACAAACAAAUUUGGUAAAAUAUUGUACCUCAUUCAUCAAAAUUAUAAUAUAAACUGAAUUAUGAUAUUAAUUUCAGUGACGGAAUGUCACUGAUUGUUAUGUCUAAAAAUAAUCUACACAUUAACUACAACUAUUUCCAUCCAAUUAUUUGAUAAAGAUUUUUUUAUCCAAUAAUGAGUUUUAAUCCAUGGGAAGAGUGCUGAUUGUGCUGUCACAUCUAAUAAUACAGAAUGUGUGUGAUUCUGUGACAAUAUUGUUAAAAAAAUUAUGAUAAAUGUGACCUGUGUAAUUGUAUGAUUUAACAAGAAAAUUACUGUGUUCAAAUAUUCAAUACUCAUGCAGCAAACAUUAAUUUUGGUGGUGUGAUUAUAGCAGAUUGUCCUGGCACUGUCAACCUGUGUAAAAUUACAAGCCUGUUUGUACACCUGUAUAUUAAUGUUUUAAGUUUACGCAAAUCUGAUAGUAAAUAUUUACAGUGCUUUUGAGGUUGAUUUAUUUCUUUAAGAACCUGAGUUGUACAGUUUAAGUAGCACACUAUGGUAAAUUAUUUUUCAUGGAGUUGAAAUCUUUCUAAAAUCGUGCUUUAGUGGUACAUGUAGCUUUUUACUUUGUAAAGUUUCUUAAAUUUGCUAGGUUAUAAUGUAGCGUUUUGUAUAUUUUGUGAUCGGAGCAAUUAUAUUUUAGGUCAAAAGUAA
Molecule: messenger RNA, 3158 nt
Organism: Saccostrea cuccullata (small rock oyster)
Lineage: Eukaryota; Metazoa; Mollusca; Bivalvia; Ostreida; Ostreidae
Product: platelet-activating factor acetylhydrolase IB subunit alpha2-like
Exons: 4
Source: RefSeq, a predicted model, not a curated record